Bolinopsis microptera is the source of this 2517-nucleotide messenger RNA. Its product is annotated as zinc finger MYM-type protein 1-like. The record is from RefSeq and is a predicted model, not a curated record. The transcript has 3 exons. NCBI's taxonomy places the organism in Eukaryota, Metazoa, Ctenophora, Tentaculata, Lobata, Bolinopsidae. Gene Ontology annotation, molecular function: protein dimerization activity. Bases 1 to 2517 code for a protein of 838 amino acids.
AUGAAGCGAACUAAAGAAUCUGGGGCAGCGUACAGAAACAAGAAGAAGAAGAAGGAGGAGUUUAUGAAGUCCUAUCCCAAGAUAACAAGCUUCACCGCAACUGCAGGACCAGCGUUCCCUACUGCCGCAGAAGCCCGAGUAGCAGCACAAGACGUGUAUUGGCGGGAGGAGAGCCGUCCCGAUCCAGUCGAGGAACCAGAUGAAGAGUUGGAGUUUCCCCUAUUUGAAUCGGACGACGAAACAGAAACAUCUUCAUUUUUGGCUUGCUUUUUACAGUUGAUCAUGAAAUCUGCGCCAGGUGAAGGAAGCAACGAAGUCGAUGCUGUAGUGGAAGCUGCAGCUGCUCUAUCACUGGAGGUGAACUGGCCGAGCGACAAGGAGCUGUUCAAAGACAGACAAUGUCUCAGCAUCGCUGACAAGCGGGCGAUACUGCAACACGGACCUUGUCAACCCUCAACGUUGUCGAACUACUAUGUUAGUAAGCAACAGAAUGGACUCGAACUGCGAAGAAAAUGGCUCUGCUAUUCACCACUAGGCAAAUAUGCCUACUGCGAGACAUGCUGGCUGUUCGGGGAUAAAGCCAAAUCACCGUGGGCAGACAAGAUUCUUCCCAGUAAGAAGUAUGGCAUCUCCAAGAAGAUGAAGACACAUGAGACGUCCGAGAGCCACGCAGAGGCGCAUAAAAAUCGACUGCACUUCAUCAAAAGCCCAGUCGAUCUUCAAGAGCUGAAGAUCAUCGAGGAGAACGAAAAAAAGUGGACUCUGGUCGUCGAGCGGGUUAUUGCCAUCAUAAUAGCUGCUGCCUCUAUGAACAUUGGAUUACGUGGACACAGAGAGGUUGUGGGGGAUGGAGUUUGUGAGGGAUCCAACUUCCUAGAGUUGGUCAAACUGCUUGCCCAGUUUGACGGUCUCCUGAAGCAAGUGAUCGCCACGCCCAAGGGGAAGACUAAAUAUCUGAGCCCUGCGAUCCAAAACGAGCUGAUCUCCCUUAUCGCCGAGGAAAUGCGGAUCUCCUUGGUAUCGGAUAUCCUAAAGAGCCCCUACUUUUCGAUUAUCCUUGAUUCGACAGUUGAUCUGGGAAAGGUAGACCAAUUAAGUUUGGUGGUGCGCUGGGUUUCCGUUCGAGACUCUCAAGUACAGGUGCAUGAGACCUUUCUCGGAUUCAUCGCAAUGUCAUCUGGAAAAGCAGAGGCUAUUGCUAAUCUCGCUAUUGAAGAACUCCAGAAGCUGGGAAUCACGCUGGACAAACUUAGAGGACAGGGAUUUGACGGAGCCAGUGUUAUGUCGGGAGUUUAUGGGGGAGUACAGACGAUACUGAAGAACAGAACCACGAACCCUGUUCCCUUUGUGCACUGUUCGACCCACAAUCUGUGUUUGGUGAUAAAAGAUGUUGUGGCUGCUACCAACCACACCAGUGAUUUCUUCGACUGUCUGGGCCAGGUUUUUACGUUUGUUGGAUCGAGCUCAUUACGCUGGGAGGAGCUGAAGAUGAACUCUCCGGGCUUAGACCUAAAAAAACUUUGCCCAACGAGGUGGUCGUCUCGUCAUGAAAGCGUUCGGGCCAUCAAGAAUCGGCAGCCAGAUAUCAUCAGACUUCUGACGAAGCUAUCACUCACCAACUGCCGAACAUCUGCGGGACUUUUGAGUAGAGUUAGAACUUUCGAGUUCACCAUUACUCUGGUGUUUUGGGAGAAGCUGCUCUCCAAGGCACAGACUAUUACUAACAUGCUCCAGGCUAAAAACCUGGACAUUGGAGUUGUGCCAGCUGCUCUCAGCAGCUUUACAAGAUUUCUCCGAAAUCUAGAGGGAAAUUGGGAUACUCUCAUCGUAGAAGCUCAGCAGCAAGCCAUCUAUGCUGGGGCCGAGCAGUCAUUCCAGCUCACCAUGGCCCGGAACCUCUACAGAUAUUCUGGUCAACUUCGUGGCCAGAACUUACCAGAACCAUCGAAGAAGGAUUUGUUCAAGGUACAGAUAUUUCUUCCCACACUGAAGACAUGUCGGGAACAAAUCCUUCUUCGAUUUGAGGGACACAACUCGAUAGUGAGCAAAUUCGCGUGUUUGCAGCCCAAACACAUACUGACGAAGAGUUGCACGGACCUCCGAACUGCUGCGAAUGAGUUGGUAAAGAUCUACCACAAGGACUUGCAGCCAUCAUUGGCAGACGAGUUAAUUGACCUGAAGGAAGAUUACGGGAGUGAGCUAAGGACCGAAGAUGUGACAAGUCCUCUCCAGUUGGUCAACUUUAUCUUCGAGAGAGACCUUCCGCUGUUGUGUCCGCAGUUGGUAGCAGCCUUGAUGCUUUUCAUAGCUAUACCAGUCACUGUUGCAUCGGCGGAACGGUCCUUCUCGAAGUUAAAGUUGAUAAAAACUUAUCUAAGGUCGACUAUGUCACAAUCUAGACUUAAGGAUUUAGCUCUCAUCUCAAUUGAGAACAGUGAGGUUGACAAACUUGAUCGCUCGAAGCUGGUACAGAAAUUUGCCAGUGCAAAAGCAGGGCGCAUCAAGCGUUUCCACUGA